Lytechinus variegatus (green sea urchin) is the source of this 5464-nucleotide messenger RNA. It is a transcript of the gene lin9, whose product is annotated as protein lin-9 homolog. Bases 61 to 1812 code for a protein of 583 amino acids. The transcript has 14 exons. Gene Ontology annotation, biological process: regulation of cell cycle; DNA-templated transcription; regulation of transcription by RNA polymerase II. The record is from RefSeq and is a predicted model, not a curated record. NCBI's taxonomy places the organism in Eukaryota, Metazoa, Echinodermata, Echinoidea, Temnopleuroida, Toxopneustidae. Gene Ontology annotation, cellular component: transcription repressor complex; nucleoplasm. Gene Ontology annotation, molecular function: DNA binding.
UCUAAAAAUAGCCUAAUAUCCCACAAUGCAUCUCGUUUCUUCAAAAAGAGGCGCGUCAAGAUGGCGGACACAGCUCUUGAAACGUCAGCAGAGGCUUUGAUGAGCUUGAGGAGUGCAGGGAAGGCUAAGCUUUCCCCGUCACCGGCCCCUAGUCCGAGUAAGGCGUCACCAUCUAGGACUACUCCAUCCGUGCCAAGGAGAGGGCAUCCCACGAGAAUCCGGAAGAAAAAUCGGAGGAUAUUCAACGAUGAUGAGGACACAUCCAUGUCUCCCAUUAGGGCUUCACCAACCAAAAAAAUCAAGAUGUCACCAUCUCAAAGAACACCCACAAAACUGAACAUAUCAAUCCCAACGCUCGUAUCCCCGCCCCGUCCUAGUGCUUCCAAGUCCCCUGCCCAUAAUCCCACCCCCUCUCCGAUGCCGUCCAAGCCGUCUUCAUCCGCCAGCACUGCAGCAGGGGGAAGCGGCCAUGUGUCUUACAAGAAGUCCGCCCAGAAGCUGGGACAGCGCCUCAAGAACCUACUGAAAUUGCCCAAGGCGUACAAGUGGUGCAUCUACGAAUGGUUCUACUCAAACAUUGACAAAUCAUUAUUUGAAGGGGAAAACGACUUCAAGAUUUGCCUGAGGGAAUCCUUCCCGCAGCUGAAGCAACGUAAAUUGACCAAAGUGGAAUGGUGUAUAAUCCGCAGGUUGAUGGGCAAGCCUAGAAGAUGUUCGCCAGCAUUCUUUGAGGAGGAGAGGGCAGCCCUGGAAGAAAGAAGACAAAAGGUCAGGAUGUUACAACACAGGAAAGGUCAAGAACUUGACCUCUCAGAGGUCAAAGAUCUCCCGGACGAGAUCCCAAUACCCCUGUGUAUUGGCACAAAGGUUACAGCUCGUUUGAGAACGCCCCACGACGGUCUGUUCACAGGCCAGAUAGAUGCGCUAGAUCCUGUAGAGGCUACCUACAGAAUAACGUUUGACAGACCUAACUUUGGAACGCAUUCUGUUCCGGACACUGAAGUACUUAGUACUGAAGAACAAGAAACUGUAUCGUUGACAUCCUUCCUACAAAAACAAAGACCGAGACCAAAUUAUUUCACACCUCUUAGACCUGGUCUUGAUGUACUGUUAUCGCCUAGUCUGGACCACGACCCUAUGCUAGGACUGUCUCCACUGAGGGGGAAACUGCAAGGCGGAGAGGAGCAGAUGUUAGGGGGAUUCCCCGUCUCGUUUCUUAUACAUGUGACAAAGCUAUCUAAGAUCCUUGGAUACAAAAAGGAUCUUGUUCAACAGAUGAAGGAAAUGAACACAGAAGCAGAAAGAUUGAAAUCUCUUGGUCAGUCGUACUCUGAAGACUUCCAGCAGAGGUACGCAAUCAACGUUCUUGAAGUGGAUAAACUGAACACAGAUCUCAACAAGUAUCUAAUGGGUGUACAAAAAUACUGUCAGGAGAUUGCUCCAGAGCAGGGCUUGCCACCGCUGGCCCAGCCGUCAGAGGAGAAGAUGCGAUGCGAGCAAGAAGCCACACAGAUGGUGAACGAUGCCAACCUGGUCCUGGGUGAUCGGUCCAUCAAGAGCCCACAACUCAAUGACCUUAUAGCUAGUCUUACAUCACUCAUGCUGCAGAUCAAAUCGUUAGCCAAAGGUGACAUGAAUUCUGUCGGAUACAGCUCUCUUAAUGAGUCUAUAGCGGAUCUCAAGAAGAAGAUACAUCCUAGCAAUCACAAGUGCUUUGAAGACAACGUUGAAGUGCAUAUAGCUCAUAUACAGAGUGGUAUGAGCCAGAUGGGGAACCUCCAUGCAUUCUCUGAGAGACACGUCUCUUACUGAAACACUGCAAGAACCGCUUCCAGAGAAGGGACAGUUCACCAUUCUUCUCUAUCAAGAGACUUGUCUCAGGGUUUCAGGAAUGGGAAACUUAUAUGCAUUCUUCAAGAGACAUUUGUGCGUACUGAAACACUGCAAGAACAGCUUCUGGAGAAGGGACAGGUCACCAGUCUUUCCCCCAUCAAGCGAAGUACCUGAGGGUUUCAGGAAUGGAGAACUAACACGUAUUCUCUGAGAGACACGUCUCGUACUGAAACACCGCAGGCACUGCUUCCAGGAGAGGGACAGUUCACCGUUCUUCCGCAUCAAGAGACUUGUCUCAGGGUUUCAGGAAUGAACAUUCGCAAUGAAAUGCUGCAUGGCUGAAUAGCCUUUUACAGAUACUUGGUUGCAAGGUUCACUCUGAUGGAGCAAUAUGAUUGAAGCGUAAUUUAGGCAGAUUUGCAGUCCACAAUUCUUCCCCUUCAAGCUUCGUGUGGCGCGUUUCAGGAACGGAACAUCCACAAUGAAACGCUGCAUGGAUGAAUAGCAUAUAUUGAGACCAUUGGUUUUAGCUUCAUUCUAUGUGCCAGAUAUUGAAUAAGAUGUUUAGUCGAGGCAGAUUCGUAGCCCCAACAAUGUUCGUGUCGCUGGUUUUGGACUGAACAUCUACAACAAAAUGCACAGGAAUGAAAAGCCUAUCCAGAGAGAGCCCACAAUUUGGAUGAAGGCUGAUUGGCGCAGAGAGAUUGAUGCGAUUUGUACCGUGAUUCAAAUUCAUCCGAGUGCUCCUGGAGAAGCAGUGCAUUUCAAGCUAAAGCUGCGGUAAUAAUAGUUGCACUUUUUAUCCUCUGGAAGUCGCGCCAUAUUAAUCCAGCUUUUAUUCUUUCCCUGUGUUUGUGCGAGAGGAAACAAGUAUGAGCAGAUUUUAAACCUCAGUGACCUUCAGGGCCCCAUCUUACAAAGAGAUACGAUUGAUCCGAUCAACCACAAGUAUGGAAAGCCAGCAAUGUCAACAUAUAAAAUGUGUUCAAAAUAUUUUCUACAUGAUGUUUAUUCAUACAUUCAUAGUUUUCUUGAAAAUUCAGUGUACUUUUCUUUGUUUACAAAGGACGUUGUGUUAACUUUCUGAAGAAAAUAUGUUGAUGGAUUUCCAUAUACUCAAAAUUGAUCGGAUCAAUAGCAACUCUUUGUAAGACGGACCCCUGAAAUGCAUGAAUGACAAUCGAUUUACUGUUGUCAAUAUCGAAUCCUUAGAGAGGUGGGCACAUGUCUGUCCUUUGGGUUGCAGUCAAGUUAUAGUGGAUUAACAAUACGAUUGUCAAAAUAUGCAAGGGUUCACACUUCUAGCUCAGGGCAAACUCUAAUGCAAGUUUGAAGAAGAGAAUAUAAACUAGCGUCACAAGGAGAAUACUACUGUAGCUGUUUGUAGAGUUUGAUUACAGCAUGCCAUCUUGUUGGCAUGCUGUAGUAUUGCAUAUUUUACAUUCUUCAUUUAUCUCUUUUUUGUUUACAAGUGAAGGUCAAUUUCCUUGUUGCCACAUUUUUUUUUUUACUUCAAAUUUUUGUUUGUAAGAGGUUUGGUCAAAUAUUUAUUGCUGCUAACUUGAAUAAAGGGAACCAUACCAGCCAAGUCUCCUUGAAAAAUUUAAUGAUCAAACUUCAAUGCUCCCUCAUUUUAAUGCAAUGUAAUAAAGAUACUUCUCAAUUUUAAAAAAUUGUCCUAAAAAGUGAUUAUUUAGCAGAUAUGUCAAUUCAAGGGGGAUGCUGCCUUUGCAAUAACUGAUAUUAAUAGCCAUUUACAUGUAUGAGAGACAGAAGACAAGUUUGUAGAUCUGUGGUCACUUAGGGAGGGUUUCAUGAAAAAUUUACCAGUGAUUUUCAGGGACUAAGUUGCUCUCAGCCAAUCAGAUGCAAGGAUUUGAGUAGCUUGUAACAUCUAUUGCCAAAAAUCAUUGAUCAAACUUUUCGUGAAACACUCUCCUUGGAUUCUUAGCAAGCCAUGUCGAGUAUACACAAACCUUUAUUUUAUGUGCUUUAUACCUUGGUCACAUUUGCUCUACAGCGGCUGUACGGCGAGUCGAAAACAGUUGUUUUAUUCAUUUUUAUUGAAACCACCUAUAUUUAGCUGGUACAAAAAAUGUUAUAACGACUGUUUUCGACUCACCAUACGGCCACGAUAGAACAAAUGUGACAGAGGUAUUAAUCAGUAGUGUACCAGGACCUCAUAACACAAACCUACACACCUGAUACUCAACUGAUUUUUGAAAUUCAUUACAUGCAAUCAAUUGUACAAACCAACUUUACGAUUAAAUUUUGUGUUAUGGGGCCCAUUGUGAAAGGAAAAUAAGGAUGGAAUGGGGACAAUAAAAUUACAGUAGAUUUGCCCCGACUGUAAGAUAAGUUGUACUUGUAUAUAAGAGAUUAUAUAUUUAUUAUACAAAUGAUCAUAUUGAUGCGUUGUUACCGACAAAUUGAAAGGAUGUGGUGGUGAAGUGAUUACAGAAACGGGUUCAGUCAGUCUGACUUUUGAUUAAAUGAUAACGUGCACCAUUUAGGUUGAAAAUAUAUAUCAUUCUUAGGGGGUUGUUGGAAGAAAAUAUUUGCAAUCAAUUACUAAUUUCUGUUGCUAUUUUACUAUUGAUAGAUUAAUUUUAGCUCAAGCAAUUUGGUUUAUACUCCUUGUUGCUGGAGGCAGAUUUGUAAUCAACUGCAAAUUUGAAAUCAAUUGCAUGAGACAUGAUUGACUUUGGAAACCUCAUUGGAUUUGCCAGUCAUAUUUUUUGUGCAGCCCCAUUAUAAUCAAGACUAUAAUGGCUUGACUCAUGAUUUCUAUUAUAAUUAAUUGCAAUGUAUUCUUUUACAAGUAGCUCACUGUAUAGAGCUGGUAUGUUUCUUUUAUAAAGUUGGAAGGGUGAUCAAAUGAGAAAAGAAUGGAAGAGUGGGGGAGAUAGACAGAGAAGGGGAGAGAGAGAGAGAGAGGAGGAGGAAUAAAGACAGAAUCAGAAAGAGAGAAUCAGAAACAGAGAGAGGGGGAGAGAGAGAUGUCAUCUCUGUUAGCAAUACCUUUCCUAUUUUGUAAAGGGAAAGGAGAAAAGAGCAAUAUCGAUCUGGGGCCCGUUGCAUACAAAUUAUGUUAACUUUACCAUCCGGUGGUUUUAACUUCCAUGGUAACGAUUAUCAACCAAUCAGAAUCAAGGAUUUCAGGGAAGUUACCAUUGGAUGGCGAAGUUACCAUAAUAGUAACUUUUAUGCAGCGGACCCCAAUUGCUGCUCAGUGUCUGCCGGGCCCACAGACGAAUGGGCAAUGUGUCUUUCUUGAGGAUUUUGAUUUCUGGUCUCCAUUUUAAACAAUGAAAAUAUGGAAUAUAACUGUUAUGAAAAGGGCCCUUGAAAAGAUAUUCUCAUUCAUUAAGUAGAACAACACUCUUGGAAAUACAUUCAUUGGGAUGGCGUUAUUAGUAUUUUUAAUCUGUUUCCGAGUUUACUUUGUAAUGAAAACUCUAUUUUUUUCAGUAUCCAUCUGAAUUAUUUAAGUUCAAAAUUCACAAUUUUCACUGCUUUUGUUUUGCUAUUUGUAAUUUGCAGAACUCUAUUAAUACCAUCCUUGAUGGAAUGUACAUUGUGUAAAUAUGCAAUUGAGUUUCUUACAAAAUAAAUCUACUAUUGAAAGCUA